This is a messenger RNA of Echinops telfairi (small Madagascar hedgehog), 2753 nucleotides long. RefSeq names its product intraflagellar transport 88 (gene IFT88). The transcript has 26 exons. Gene Ontology annotation, biological process: inner ear receptor cell stereocilium organization; non-motile cilium assembly; intraciliary transport. The coding region runs from base 80 to 2557 and encodes 825 amino acids. Gene Ontology annotation, molecular function: kinesin binding. The record is from RefSeq and is a predicted model, not a curated record. Gene Ontology annotation, cellular component: non-motile cilium; centriole; ciliary base. NCBI's taxonomy places the organism in Eukaryota, Metazoa, Chordata, Mammalia, Afrosoricida, Tenrecidae.
UCGGCUGAUCGUGCUGCAGCAGCGUCUUCCUUGGGUUUUGCUCGCGAUCGCCAGCGCCCCUCCUCGGCGUGAGGGCCAAAUGAUGCAAAAUGUGCACCUGGCUCCAGAAACAGAUGAAGACGACCUCUAUUCGGGUUACAACGACUACAAUCCAACCUACGAUACCGAGGAUUUAGAGAAUGAUACAGCGUUCCAGCAAGCUGUGAGAACUAGCCAUGGCAGAAGACCUCCAAUAACUGCUAAAGUACCAAGCACUGCAGUUACUAGACCUAUAGCUACUGGAUAUGGGUCCAAGACAUCCCUGGCAUCAUCGCUGGGAAGGCCAAUGACGGGAGCUAUUCAGGAUGGCGUCACUAGACCUAUGACAGCGGUGAGAGCAGCUGGCUACACCAAAGCAGCUUUGAGAGGCUCUGCCUUUGACCCCCUGGGCCAAUCCAGGGGCCCUGCACCGCCUUUGGAAGCCAAAAACGAAGACAGUCCUGAAGAAAAGAUUAGACAAUUAGAGAAAAAAGUAAAUGAGUUGGUAGAAGAAAGCUGUGUUGCCAACAGUUGUGGAGACUUAAAACUGGCCCUCGAAAAGGCAAAAGAUGCUGGGAGGAAAGAGAGAGUCCUAGUAAGACAACGAGAACAAGUCACAACUCCAGAAAAUAUCAACUUAGACUUGACUUACUCGGUUCUUUUCAACCUGGCCAGUCAGUACUCAGCCAAUGAGAUGUAUGCCGAAGCCCUGAACACGUACCAAGUGAUCGUGAAGAACAAGAUGUUCAGCAACACAGGAAGACUGAAGGUGAAUAUGGGAAAUAUUUAUUUAAAGCAGAGAAAUUAUUCCAAAGCCAUUAAAUUCUACCGGAUGGCAUUAGAUCAGAUUCCAAGUGUCUAUAAAGAAAUGAGGAUUAAAAUAAUGCAGAACAUUGGCGUGACGUUUAUUAAGACUGGCCAGUACUCGGAUGCAGUUAAUUCAUUAGAGCACAUAAUGAGCAUGGCGCCGAAUCUGAAGGCUGGCUUCAACUUGAUCCUCAGUUAUUUUGCGGUUGGGGACCGCGAGAAAAUGAAGAAGGCUUUCCAAAAGUUGAUCGCAGUUCCAUUAGAAGUUGAUGAAGACGAUAAAUAUAUUUCACCAAGUGAUGAUCCUCAUACUAACCUAGUGAUUGAAGCUAUAAAAAAUGAUAAUCUAAGGCAAAUGGAACGUGAAAGGAAAGCAAUGGCAGAAAAAUACAUCAUGACAGCGGCCAAACUCAUCGCUCCAGUCAUUGAAACCUCUUUUGCUGUGGGUUACGACUGGUGUGUUGAAAUGGUGAAAGCUUCGCAGUAUGUCGAGCUAGCAAACGACCUGGAAAUAAAUAAAGCGAUCACAUACUUGAGACAGAAAGACUUUAACCAAGCUGUGCAGACCUUAAAAAUAUUUGAAAAGAAGGACAGUAGAGUGAAAAGUGCAGCUGCAACCAACCUUUCGUUCCUGUAUUAUUUAGAAAAUGAGUUUGCACAAGCCAGCACCUAUGCAGACUUAGCCGUGAUCUCCGACAGAUACAACCCAUCCGCUCUUACAAAUAAAGGGAACACCGUGUUUGCGAAUGGCGACUAUGAGAAGGCAGCUGAAUUCUACAAGGAGGCUCUGAGAAACGACUCUUCGUGCACCGAAGCACUGUAUAAUAUCGGCCUUACCUACAAGAAGCUGAACCGGUUAGAUGAAGCUUUGGAUUGCUUCCUGAAGCUGCACGCCAUCCUGCGGAACAGUGCCCAAAUUCUCUACCAGAUAGCAAAUGUAUACGAAUUAAUGGAGGAUCCAAAUCAAGCUAUUGAGUGGCUGAUGCAGCUGAUCAGUGUUGUUCCGACUGAUUCGAGAGUUUUGUCUAAAUUAGGAGAAUUGUAUGAUAGUGAAGGAGAUAAGUCCCAAGCUUUUCAAUAUUACUAUGAGUCCUACAGGUAUUUUCCUUCUAACAUCGAGGUCAUUGAGUGGCUUGGGGCCUAUUACAUUGACACCCAAUUUUGUGAAAAAGCCAUUCAGUACUUUGAAAGAGCAUCUCUUAUACAGCCUACACAGGUGAAAUGGCAGCUGAUGGUAGCGAGCUGUUUUCGAAGAAGUGGUAACUACCAAAAAGCAUUAGACACUUAUAAGGAUAUUCACAGAAAAUUUCCAGAAAAUGUUGAAUGCUUGCGUUUCUUGAUUCGUCUCUGCACUGAUAUUGGACUAAAAGAAGUGCAAGAAUAUGCAACAAAACUCAAGAGACUGGAAAAAAUGAAAGAAAUAAGGGAGCAGCGUAUAAAGUCUGGGAGAGAUGGCAGUGGCGGAAUCCGCAGCAAGCGAGAGGGGAGUGCUGGCAGUGAGAGUGGCCAGAACUGUAGUGCCAGUAGUAAAGGUGACCGACUCAAUGCCAAGCUCAGAGCUUUACCCGGGACAAAUGAACCUUAUGAAAGUAGCAGUAACAAAGAAAUAGAUGUCUCCUACGUGGACCCACUGGGCCCUCAGAUUGAAAGACCCAAAACUGCUGCCAAAAAGAGGAUGGAAGAGGACGAUUUUGCCGAUGAAGAGCUGGGAGAGGAUCUGCUUCCGGAAUAAGAGACACUUUCUACAUGUUACAGUGUUGAAGGAGCACACUGUGUGAGACUUUCGAUUAAAUAAAUCCAAGCUUUAAUUUUGGACACAGUUGCAACUGAAAAAUGUAUUCUCUUCUAUUAGUAUGCAUUAGGUUUGUUGUUGUACUGUUGUUGUUGUUGUUGAUUUUUUUAUGGAAUAAAACAAUAUGAAACUAGUA